Messenger RNA from Geodia barretti, 462 nucleotides. NCBI's taxonomy places the organism in Eukaryota, Metazoa, Porifera, Demospongiae, Tetractinellida, Geodiidae. The record is from the annotation of a GenBank genome assembly.
AUGGGGAGAAAAAUGGCGAGAGAGGAUGGACGCCGGCCAGAUGAGUUGCGACCGGUUACAAUCAAACGACACUAUAUCAAGCAUGCGGAGGGUUCAGUCCUCGUUGCAACAGGUGAUACCCGCAUUAUAUGUACAGCCUCCGUUAUUGACCAGCAGCCGCGGUUCAUGCGCGACCAGCGGAUCAAGAAUAAGGGUUGGGUAACAGCUGAGUACUCCAUGUUACCGCGUUCGACUUCUAAACGGAUGCAGCGCGAGAUAACCCGUGGCGGGGCCAGUGGCAGAACACAAGAGAUACAACGUCUCAUCGGUCGUUCCUUGCGUGCUGCUGUAGACUUGCACGCCUUAGGAGAGCGGACGGUCUGGGUUGAUUGUGAUGUCAUCCAAGCCGAUGGUGGCACGCGCACCACAUCGAUUACAGGCGCGUUUAUCGCACUCUGGGAUGCUUGUCAGGAACUUGUGAAA